GAAGCUCUCGUGACUCUCGUCCUUCUCUCUCUUGUUUGGUUUCUCUCUUACGUAAAUAAAACCAGGUGGUGCUUGAGGGCUUCUCGAUCUCCAGAUUGUGCACUGAAGCUGGAUUCUAUCCCAAGACAAAGGCUUUUCUCCAAGAUUGCCUACAAUCUUUUUCUCUACCGAUGCCAGGACUUGGUAUACCAACCAAAAAGUGAAGCUACAUUCAUCAUGGUUAGCAUUCGUAGUAAGCUCGUCAAAGAAGCUUUUUCGCCAAACUCUGAUGAGUUUCCUCAAAAUCACCUCUGCAGCAAGCUCGUAAAUUUGGUGAUAUAUUGUCAGAUCUGCUCGUCUGGUCUGCGGAGCCAAGGUUCUCUCCUCUCUUCAUAUUUUCUAUUUCUUUAUUCAGCCGUCCCGCGUUCUCGGUCUCCUGAAGCCAAGCAAAGGUCUCAUAGGAUCUGUUCAGAGCUAAUCGGAGAGGCUAGGGCCUGGUUUCUUGGCUGGCUCUCUUCCGGCUUCUCCACGAGAACCAUCUCUUUGGCCCCUCUUCUUCUACUAUGGCGUUCCAAUUUUCAACUCCAAGGGGUUGACUCAAGUGAUGGUCAGCUAGAGAAACUGAAAGUCGACCAGUAUAAGGUUUAUUUGAGGAGGAAUGGAUUGAGAUUGACUGGCAAUAAAGGAUUGAAAAUGGAGGGGAGAAGAAAUACCCCGUCUCGCAGUCUCAGUUUCGUUUCCUCCUAUAGCCCGUGGCUUGGUUCAUCUUCUUCACUCACUUGUCUUCCGCGAAGUAGGCUCCGAUCAAGAAGCCAAUGUUGGUUGGUUGCAUUUGAUAAAUUUGUACACGUGUUUUGAUUUAAAAUUUGUGAGUUGGGAAGUGCGAGUGAAUUUUGCUCUUUCAUGUUUUCUUAUUCGCGUAGAGCAUUAAGAAUUGUUUUAAUGAUUAAUUUUAGAGUUCCCUUGUGAAGCUUAAUCAAUGUUCACAGGUUAUAUCA
Molecule: messenger RNA, 977 nt
Organism: Alnus glutinosa
Lineage: Eukaryota; Viridiplantae; Streptophyta; Magnoliopsida; Fagales; Betulaceae
Exons: 7
Coding region: 217-837 (206 amino acids)
Source: RefSeq, a predicted model, not a curated record